CCGUCCACAACAAAGCGAAUGACCAACAAGUCCAGGUGACACAACCCGAGCUAAACGACCAUUCCUGAUCGACGCGAUCCGUGUGCGGAGACAGACUGCCGAAAUCCUCGAACAGCUCUUGCAUACGCGGUACGAAUCGUGCUGCAGGACAGACUGUUCAUACACGGUGUGUGCAAUUGUGCCGUUGUCUGGAUCCUCAGAAUACCUCAGUCGAUCGCAAUUUGGAGAUGCCACCGGCGAGCUCCUCUUUCACGGCCCUCAACGUACCUAGCGAUGUUGUACCGGAGUACAUGGGAUCGUUUACGCUUGCCGCACCUCCAAAUUCGGAUCUGUGGAGAAAGCCGCCUUCCCGAGACACAUCGACGGCACCCGUACUCUACACAGCAUUGCGCAAUCCAUUCAUUGCAGCUGAGGUCACUGUCUCUGCCGACUGGGAGCUAGAGUGGGAUCAAGGAGGCCUUGUCAUCUUCGCAGGAACACCGCCAGGGCAAACAAUACCGAUCGUAUCACCGCGAGAAGCUCCCAGUGUGGUCUCCAUAACUCUCAAUGAUAGUACAUCUGCCUCACCUUCAGUUUCAACUACGCAUCACAGACGAAGGAGCUCCAACUCGCGGAUACCGGUUCCAGAGUCAGACCACCAGCGCCCUCGAUCCCGUAGCCCUCCGCCAGCGUAUGUUGCGCCCGCUCCGGCGUCGAAGUGGGUCAAAGUCGGUCUCGAAUUCUGCAAUGGUGCAUGCAACGCAACAUCUGUAGUCGCCAACUCAGAGGGCGCCGACUGGGCUCUGACGUCUCUACCUGCACAUCACGCUCGACGCCUGGAUUUGAGAGUCAAGAUUGAAAGGAUUGGCUAUGCUUUGUGGGUUUGGUAUGAAGAUGAAAUGCUAGGUUGGAAGAAGUUGAGGGAAGUGACAUGGUUCUUCUGGGGUGUGGAGGAUAAGGCUAUACGAGUUGGGGUAUAUGCUAGUCGGCCCGCGAAUUUCGGAGUUACCAUGUUUGAUAGUAGGAAUGGCGGCUCAAAUAUUGGCAUGAGAAAUCUGUGUGUGGAUUUCGAGGGGCUGGAGAUCUUCUGACAAGGAAGAGUUGGCAGCGCUGAACUUGUGAGUCGAUAGCCAGCGACUCCCAGCGGUGGGUUGAGGUCUCAUGUUUGUGUAUAUUUGCUUGCAAUUUCGGUUUUCCCCAUUGUGUUUAUUUGGUAUCCAGUAGUCUUCGUAUAGUCGGAAGACUGGUGUUUCCAAGCUUGUCAUAACUGCAACAGUAC
This is a messenger RNA of Didymella exigua CBS 183.55, 1258 nucleotides long. RefSeq lists its product as uncharacterized. The record is from RefSeq and is a predicted model, not a curated record. The coding region runs from base 228 to 1070 and encodes 280 amino acids. The transcript has a single exon. Lineage: Eukaryota; Fungi; Ascomycota; Dothideomycetes; Pleosporales; Didymellaceae.